Messenger RNA from Mycetomoellerius zeteki, 865 nucleotides. Its product is annotated as protein FAM173B. Gene Ontology annotation, biological process: regulation of mitochondrial ATP synthesis coupled proton transport; positive regulation of proton-transporting ATP synthase activity, rotational mechanism; peptidyl-lysine trimethylation. The record is from RefSeq and is a predicted model, not a curated record. Gene Ontology annotation, cellular component: mitochondrion. Lineage: Eukaryota; Metazoa; Arthropoda; Insecta; Hymenoptera; Formicidae. Gene Ontology annotation, molecular function: protein-lysine N-methyltransferase activity.
CGAUUCAGAUUAGGUUAGUCUUGAUUUCUGCUAGCACGUGGAAAGUGGAAACGUGGAAAAACCCUUGAAAUAAAUAAAGAUAAAAUCAACAAACAAUUGUCUGGGACAUGAAAUUUGGUCAUAAAACCAUGAUUUCAAGCUUGUACACAUUUGAUUUUUAUAGAACGUUAUAAGUCUUACCUGAACGUUUAUUUUACAAUGUAAACAAGCCACAUUAACGGAGCAUAUUGAAAUGGAGGUUCCUAUCGAGACACGAAAACCGUCGAAGAUCGGCUUAUUUUUUAUUGCCGCUACAGGCGGGAUUGCAACAGCGAUUAGCGUCGUAUUUGUCAGCCCUGCGUUUCGCAAGAUAUGUUUGCCAUACGUGCCAGCUACGCAUCAACAAAUAAAAAACGUUAUUCGAGCGUUAAACGGUCGUUCCGGUUCCUUGAUUGAUCUCGGCAGCGGCGACGGACGUAUUGUCCUCGCGGUGGCAAAGCGUGGCUUUAAGGCCCACGGUAUCGAGUUAAAUACCUGGCUAGUAUGGUAUUCGAGACUUCAAGCGCUGAUUAACGGUCUGUCGAGUGACACUGCGUUUCAUAAACAAGAUUUAUGGAAACAUCAUUUGGGAAAAUAUGAUAACGUCGUUAUAUUUGGCGUAGAUCAAAUGAUGGAAGAUAUUGAAAAAAAGUUCAACAGCGAAUUGAGCAAAGAUUCCCUCGUAAUCGCAUGUAGAUUUCCUCUUCCUAACACGCAUCCUGUUGUAACGAUUGGACAUGGAGUUGACACCGUUUGGAUUUACAAGAUACCCCAGAACUGAAUUUGAGAAAGAUAUUAUGCGUACUUACAUCUUCUAUGCACGACUUAGGCAAUGGGAAGCACAUAA